GGCUUGCAGACUCUGGUGGCCUUUUCCAGCCCGGGCAAGGCCCCGGGCCCUGGGCAGCCUCCAGGUGCAGUGCCCUCUCUUGGGCUGCACCCUCUCCCCUUCCCUGGGGCAUGUCUCUACUUACAAGUUACGAGGGGCUUCGGCAUCAGAUAGAGAGGCUGGUGCGGGAAAAUGAGGAACUGAAGAAGCUGGUACGGCUCAUUCGGGAGAAUCAGGAGCUCAAGUCUGCGAUCAAGACUCAGGCAGGUGGCCUCUGCAUCAGCGGGUUCACCGGAGGGCUUGGUGAGGCAGCGGCAGGCCCUCCCCAACAUCAGGGUGUAUUCCUGCCCCCAGCUUCAGCAGCAGCAAAGGAGCCCUGCUCAGAAGACUUGGGGAUGGUAGCACUGGCACCUCUGGCUGACAUGUUGAAUACCCCACAGCUCAGUCCUGCAGCAGGCUCCCUUGUGAACCCCCUGGCUGCUACUCUUAACCCACUGCUGUCUGGCCAAAUACCCUUGUUGCAGAACAACCAGUUUGCCAAUCUUGUGCCAUGCUCCAUGAGCAACCAACUGACCAAUCCUACUACAGUUUCCCCAGGAGUCACCUUGGCCAGUUCUCUGGGUUUGCCCUCUACUGGACCCCUGAACAGUCAAAUGACUAGUCCCAUGACUGUACCCCCAGGGACCACUCUGGCCAGCUCACUGGGCCUGACCUCAACUGGUUCCCUAACAACAAGCAGCCGGCUGGUGGGCCCUCUGGCUGUAUCUCAGAGCAGCCCCAUCAUGGCUCCCCUGGCAGGCACAGUGGCAGUCUCUCUGAGUAGUCCCCUGCUCUCCUCCACAGCUACCCCUCUAGGUGUUGCUCAGAACGUAGUGCCCAACCCCAUAAACAACAUAGGGCAGCCAGAGACGCCAAGGGUGCGGCUGGCAGAGCCUACCCGAGGAAACUUUUCUGGAACCUCAGCCUAUGCAGGACCAGCUCCCACCUCCAAAGGGUGCACCAAUCCCCUACCCGACCUGUGCCCAAUCCCCAUUCUCCUCCACACAACCUCCCAUCCCCGCCCCGCACCUCAUCCUCUUCGGCUUCAGUCAAUGAUACCCGGGGUUCACGCGUGAUGGAACAGUCUCGGAAGAAUGUCGUGGAGAUGGAGCGGAAGACGCCCCACCGAAAGUCUAACAAGUUACCUGACAAUCCCCGAGACACAAAACAGCUAGUCUGUGAGAGGCUAGUGGGGGAAAUCGCCUUCCAGCUAGACCGAAGAAUCCUGUCCAGCAUCUUCCCAGAGCGCGUACGUCUCUACGGCUUCACUGUCUCCAACAUCCCAGAGAAGAUCAUCCAGGCCUCCCUAAACCCCAGUAAUCACAAGUUGGAUGAGGACCUGUGCCAGACGCUCACACAGCGUUACGUGAGCAUCAUGAACAAGCUGCAGAGCUUAGGCUACAACGGGCGGGUGCACCCGGCACUGACAGAACAGCUGGUCAAUGAGUACGGCAUCCUGCGCGAGCGGCCUGAGCUGGCGGCAUCUGAAGGUGGCUGCUACACGGUGGACUUCUUGCAGCGUGUGCUAUUGGAAACCGUGCACCCCAGCAAGCUCACGGACGCCCUCCUGCUGCUCUCCUGCCUCCAUCAGCUGUCCCACGAUGACGGCAAACCUAUGUUCAUCUGGUAACACCCGGUGCCCGGCUGGCCCAGGCUCACUUCACCCUGUAGGCCAUUGUGCAUGGCCAUUAAAGUUUCCCACAGACUCUGGUCA
Molecule: messenger RNA, 1732 nt
Organism: Mus musculus (house mouse)
Lineage: Eukaryota; Metazoa; Chordata; Mammalia; Rodentia; Muridae
Gene: Spatc1
Product: spermatogenesis and centriole associated 1
Exons: 5
Coding region: 1094-1648 (184 amino acids)
Cellular component (GO): centrosome; cytoplasm
Source: RefSeq, a predicted model, not a curated record